Molecule: messenger RNA, 1387 nt
Organism: Salarias fasciatus (jewelled blenny)
Lineage: Eukaryota; Metazoa; Chordata; Actinopteri; Blenniiformes; Blenniidae
Product: emerin
Exons: 7
Coding region: 105-545 (146 amino acids)
Source: RefSeq, a predicted model, not a curated record
AUCAGGAUGGUGGGCGGGCGUUCUGCUGAGAUCGCGCGGAAAGAGUGUGUCCGACCUGGCAACCCGCGCCUCUCGUGCUGGAGCAGCUCUGAACUUUGCUCAAGAUGUCUCUGAGUGAGAAGACAGAUGAGGAGCUGGCUAAUCUACUUUCUGAGUAUGGAAUCAAACACGGACCCAUCGUAGACUCCACUCGGAAACUGUAUGAGAGGAAACUAGAAGAAGCCAUGAAGGAAACUCCGGAGCAGCCGACCUCCGACAGACUCCUACAGAGAGGAAGAGGAGGAGGUGACCUACAUCACCUACCACAGCCCGGUGAAGCAGGACGCUUACAGCGUGUACUGGAGCAAAGAAACCACUCUGAGCCGGAGGACCAGGAGGAGGACCAGCAGGAGGACCAGGGAGGACCAGCAGGAGGAGGAGGACCAGCAGGACCAGCAGGGACCAGGAUGCAGAACUGCCUCGCUCCAGACCACCAAAGCUGUCAAUCAUCGGGCUGCCCGCCCCCGGAGGAAGGAAGCGUGCGAGCUGCGUGUGGACGCUGCUGAAGCUGCUGCUGCUCGCCGUGUUGGCCGCCGCCUCUACCUGUCCCUGUGCCGGCUGGCCGAGCCGGCGGACGCGGGCCGAGCUGUAGGUGUCCUUAUGGUUUCACAGCCUCCAGCACUGUGACGGGAUCAGUUCUCAGUCGUUACUCUGCUUCGCUGUAUUUUCCAGCCGCUCUGCCGGCUGCUCUGCCGGUGCUCUGCCGGCCGCUCUGACGGCCGCUCUGCCGGCCGCUCUGCGGUCGCUCUGCCGGCUGCUCUGCUGCUCGCUGCAGGCGCUCUGGGUCGCUCUGCCGGUCGCUCUGCCGGUCGCUCUGCCAGCGCUCUGCCGUCUGCCGGCGCUCUGCCGGCCGCUCUGACGGCCGUCUGCCGGCCGCUCUGCCGGCCGCUCUGCCGGCCGCUCUGCGGCUCGCUUGCGGUCGCUCUGCCCGGUCGCUCUGCCAGCGCUCUGACGGCGCUCUGCCGGCUGCUCUGUGCUCGCUCUGCGGUCGCUCUGCCGGUCGCUCUGCACGGCAGCUUCCAGAGGAAUGUUCUGCAGCUCGUUGUUUUCUCAGUUCGGCUCUGAUGUAAUGCUACAUGCUGAACCAGAGGAGUGCUCUCAUUGGAUCAAUAGAUGGGUGCAGUCGACCCUCUGGCCGGCUGCUUUGGGGCCCGGGUUGUUUCUCCCCUCCAGCCUGUGUUCUGAGGAAACUGCUUCCUUCUGCCUCAUUCUGGCUUUCUUCCACAAUGCUCUUGUCUUCUGAACUUUGCUUUUUGUGCUGCAGCUGUGAUCCGUGUCAGGAUGCUUCCAUGUAGCACCACGGGGAAACCAAAGAGUUUUAAAUCAGGGGAAAUAAAAUAAAGUUUAC